UCGUACCCGAAGAGGAGGACCGGGUCACCGUGUCGUUCACGUUGGAUCAACUAACUGGGAUCUCAGGUUGAGAAGUCCAGCACGUAAUAAUAUAAUUGCCGGCGGACAGGACUCAGGAGGAGGAGGAUGUAGUUUACGAGUGUCGGGCUGUCGAGCUUUGGCGGCAUGCUUUUCGGACAUUGGGCAGACCUUCGAGGCUUCGACCCUCCAGGGAGAUGGCUCCCGUUCUGCAGCGAGCUUGAACAGCGCCUAAGGACGUGUGUGUUUUGAGUACUUUUACCCUAUUGCCUCCUCUUCUGUUCAGGAGAGAGAGAGAGAGAGAGAGAGAGAGAGAGAGAGAGAGAGAGAGAGAGAGAGAGAGAGAGAGAGAGAGAGAGAGAGAGAGAGAGAUUUCCUCGCGGACGAAAGGAUGGUGUGUAAUGGGAGGACGUUGUGAUAACGACCAAGCGGGGGAGUCCGAAGAGAGUAUGAAAGGUUUUGUGAGAAAAGAUGGGCGGAAUCCGACGGAUUGUAGUAUUCUCGAGAAGCAGUCAACAGAGAUGGGGAGAGAGUUGGAGGUGCUAUGAAAAGGGAAAGGUAGGACUUCCAUGUGCUCUGGACAUGUGGAACUUCUCCACCGACUUGAGGGCGAAACCGAGUGCUAAGUCCACAGCUCAGCUCAAUUCCAUGUCCUUUCGCGAGACCCGAGGAGAGCAGACGUCGAACAGGAUGAGAACGAGCAGAAGGGUAGCGAUGAAGAUGCAGUGUACGACGAGAACGAGAGCCGGAACGACAGAGCGAGCACGACGACUGGCCAGCAUGUUGGCUAUGGCGAUGAUGAUCAGGUCGGCUGCAACUUUGACGGGAACAAAGCCAGUCAAAGCCGGACAUUCUUCCCGCAGGUCGGCGUUGGCAGCAGCAGAACUCAGGAACGGAUCAUUACCCAGUCCCCACCUUUCUCUUUCUCCUCCUCUUCCUCCUCCUUUUCCUUCUCCUCCUCCUCCAUCUGACGUACCUGCAGGAGGAGAGGUAGGUCCUGCUCGCAGUCCGACUUUUCUCAGGCCAGAGGUCAUGAGCCUUGCCGGUCAAGCCUCUAUUGUAGAUUGGGAUCCCGGCUGUCAGAUCGUGGAUCUGGAUCUGACGGAGGAUGGCGAGUCCUUGUUCUUCACCGUUAACAAGCGGAGCUCAGCAAGUCAACGCUCCUAUGUGAGAAUCGCACCGAUCUCCUCUCUAACGCCUACUGGUAGUUACGACUCAGGAGGAGGACAGGACAACCUGGACAAGUCAUCGGUUGAAAGCAGCUCGUCGGCUGCACCUGUCGCUUCUUCUUCUUCCUUGUCUUCACAGUCUUCUCUUUCCAUCUCUCUGCGCAGCGACUACACUCUCCCCGUCCCUUGGUCGUCUAUCGCCGGGAACCCCAACAACUUAUCUAGUGUAGGGAGCAUAGCAUUCUUCGCUCGAGGCACCGGCAUGUUCGUUUCAGACGCAGUGUGGCCUGGCCUUGUCAGGACAGCUACUCUGGACGAGAGCAGGUCUGUUCCAUUUGACAACGUGAUGGCACUGUUCCCUCUCUCCCUCAAAUUUGAUCCUACGGCUAGCAUCCUGUACAUAGGUACAACCAACGGCGUGCUGAAGACGUCAACAGAUACAGAGGGCAAUGCUGAAGCCGUAGGAAGGGUGGAUACCCUCUCAGGUCCGGACCCUUGGCCUUCGCUCAGCUACGGUCACACUUCGGAUAUUGACAUGAAAGGGUAUCGAGAGAGUGAAAGUGACCCCCGUUCUGCCCGGUUCAAUUGCCCCAUGUUCUUUCAAAACAGUUUGUCAGCAGACGGACAGCUGCUGUACGUUGCAGACAGAGAGAACCAUUGCAUCCGGGUCGUCAAUACCAGCUCGGGCGGCACCAGAUUGCUUGCUGGCUCUCCUCUCCAUCCUGGGUCAGGAGAUGGGAUCCCCUCCACCGCACUCUUCUCCAGACCCUUCGGGGUUGCCCUCACACCCACCGGCUGCGGCCUUUUCAUAACUGAGCAGGCAGACGGAGGCCGCCUGCGUCUCAUCACCUUCGAUCGGCCCAAUGGGACACCCACACGUGUAGAGACCAUCCUGAUAACCCAACAAGACUCAUCCAGCAUGGGAGGAAGCCCUGUAGGGUCCCCCUCCGGGGGCUACACUGCCUUAACCAUGAGUUCGAACGGCGAGUGGCUUUACAUGGGAUCUGAUUACGGGAAAAUCUACCGGCUGGCUGUCAAUGCAUCGUCGUCAGCUUUUGGCUGUGAUACUAACCCCUCCACUUCGUCCUCGCCCACAACUGCAAACGCAGCGCAGGGAGGUACAGACCGUACGCCCCGUGCUGCUGCUGGUGGGGAUGGAGAGCAAGGCAAACGAGCAGCCAUUGCAGAAGGGCAGGAGAGUAAUGCUGCAUCCAUGGCUUCUUCGGAUUCGAACGCAAACCUUGAAGGAACAGUGAACAACUCAACGGGGCACAGGACGGGCAAGCGGAAACCCAAGUUAUCAAAGACUGCUGCCCAGGCCUUAGGCUUGGUACUUGGCCUCGUUGGGGUCCUAGCACUCUCUGGACUAGUCUAUGCCUCUCUUUAUUGCCUGCAGUUCCCAAGCAAGUGCCAUAUGAGAGGCAUUCGCAAGUGUCUGGUCCCCAUACGGUCCAUACCCACUCUUCACAGGAGGCUUAUCCGAUCUCGAUCCAGCUUCAGCUCGACCAUCGAAUUCACUAACACCAUCGACGUGGAACGCCCUCUGGCAGCCCAGGGAAGUGGAAGCAGACGUGCAAGCGGAAGAGGAAGUGGAAGUGGUGGGGCUGGGAGUGGGAGUUCGGCUGUAGAGUCGACAGGUGGUAGCCCUGGACAAGCCACACGGUUCUCGUUUGCGUCGUUAGCGGCUGCGUGUGAUAAUUUCUCACCCAUCAACGUGAUUGGACGAGGAGCAGCAGGGGAGGUAUACAGGGGGUUGUUGGGAGAUGGUAAGGCGGUGGCCGUGAAGAUAGUGAAAGGGGCGAUUUCAGGGAGCAAACUCAGGCAAUUCCAUGCAGAAAUCAACGUGCUCAGCGCUCUCAACCACAGCAAUCUUCGCAACAUUAUCGGCUAUUGCACAGAGAGGAACAGGUGGAUUCUAGUCUAUCCAUACGUGGGAGGGGGGAGUCUGUACGACAGACUGCAUAGAUAUAGCGAGGAAAGGAUGGACGCGGAGAAAUGUGCAAACUUCAAGGACGACAGCGAGUCAAUGGAUGGAGAGGAGGAGAUCGAGAUAGAGAAGUUGGGUCACUUGGGGGUCCCGUUGGCAGGCGAAGAAGACGGACAAGGGCUAGGAGCGGGAGGGGGGAGAGCAGCAGGAAGAGGAGGAAAAGGAGGUGGCUUUGCAGGUCGAAGGGGAGGAAAAGGAGGAGGCAAAGCAGGAAUCCAUGGAGACUUUGGAGGGAGAGUAGGGGUUGGAGAACUUGGGGGAGGAGGAGGUCCAGAAGUAGAGGAAGGAGGAGGUCCUUAUGCUAAUGGACAUAGUCAGGUGUCCUUAGACUGGGAGAUGAGGCUACAGAUAGCUGUUCAAAUGGCUAGUGUUAUGCGAUACCUUCACCAUGAUGUGGACCCUCCAGUGCUGCACAGAGACGUGAAGAGUAGUAAUGUCCUGGUGGAGACGUGUGGGGGAGGGCGGAAGGUUCGCGCUUACCUGUCGGACUUCGGAUUGGCUAGAUUGGGUCAAAGCGCCUUUGACCUUGAGGCCGGCGAUGGAGCUUGCAGGAGCACUGUUGACACGCGUCAUGUGUGCGGAACCUUCGGCUAUAUGGCGCCUGAGUACGUAAUCACAGGGCGAUUAACGACAAAGAAUGACGUGUACGCGUUCGGGGUUGUCCUAUUGGAACUGGUCAGUGGGAAAAGAGCUUUCUUUGAACUAACUGCGGCAGAGCAGAAGGCAGAGGAAGAGGAGGAGGAGGAGGAGGAGGAACAAGGAGAGGGAGGGGGGGAGGAGGACAAGGAGUCAGAGAAGCCGCGCCCAACGGGCAAGGAGUACCCGAGUCUUAUCCCAAUGCUGAUCGAGGAGGACCCGGACCAUGGAGGAGGAGGAGGUAGGACGCUCGUGUCUUGGGUGAUGGACCAGGUUCGUCGACGAGGUAAGCAUUCUCUCAGCCCAAAAGUGAUGGACAUCAUCGUUGACAACAAGCUGAAGAAGGAGUGUACGUCCUGGAAUUCCAUCUAUGGCGUCAUGCGUGUCGCUCUGGAUUGCGUACACCGUGACGCAAAGCAGCGGCCAAGAAUGGACCACGUUCAUCAAAGGCUCUCGCGGAUUCUCGAGGACACUAACAAGUGGAACAGCUUUGCCAAGUCCAGAUCGAACCGUUCGGAUGUAGUCAAAGCAGCUGUGAAACCCGUCUAGAGAUUGAACAAUGAACAUGGUUUACAACU
Messenger RNA from Chara braunii, 4388 nucleotides. The record is from the annotation of a GenBank genome assembly. NCBI's taxonomy places the organism in Eukaryota, Viridiplantae, Streptophyta, Charophyceae, Charales, Characeae.